Lasiosphaeria miniovina is the source of this 2217-nucleotide messenger RNA. Its product is annotated as chaperonin 10-like protein. Gene Ontology annotation, molecular function: oxidoreductase activity, acting on NAD(P)H. Lineage: Eukaryota; Fungi; Ascomycota; Sordariomycetes; Sordariales; Lasiosphaeriaceae. The transcript has a single exon. The coding region runs from base 378 to 1982 and encodes 534 amino acids. The record is from RefSeq and is a predicted model, not a curated record.
CCCGAACGACCGGAUUCCUCCUGAUAACUAGCACUUUAUGAGGGCUUCUAAAAUGCCUCAGCCACCCAUUCCUUCGGGCGAAGCGAGGGCAGGCCGCCGCAGGCGCCGCCAAGGCAAAAACAAGAAAAAAAGAGGCUCCGUUCAGCUGACCCCUUCCUGAUUAGUCAGGUAACCUAUUUUAUUGCAUGUUCCGUUGAGAAAGCUGCUAUCCGGGGUAAUUGGCCGGAGUCUGCCGCGAGCAAACGGGUGUCUGGAUACAGCUAAUCAAGACUGCGAAUCACCAUUGACCGGUUGUACAGACUCUGCACGUAAGGGUUUGUGGCACUUCGGUACGCGUACGAGUCUACAAGAUUGGAGGACGGCAAUAAUAACAGUAGAUGCAUGGAAAGUGCCAAGAACCCAGCAGCUCACCAACCAAUACUGGACAUGAUGUACGUCCAUGUUUCGGGUACGCAGGCCGAGCGGCCUCUGAUGAAAAGAAAAGCCGGUGUGGAGUUCCGCCGCCCGACCUUGAUCCCCAACAUGCCGCCCUCCGUCCUUUGACCGACAUCACCCCACCAUGCUCGGAAAAAUUGCGGCUCGCACAGUACCCGUCCAGCCCUGCCAUCUCAAACUUGGUCCAGCAGCGACCGGGAUUUCGGACUGUUAAGUUACCCCGAGCAACGCUGUCCUACCGAAGAAGCCGUUGCUUCCCAUAUUUCAAACUCUUACAUCGCUGCUCCAGGCCUUUUUUGACACAACCUGCAGCCAGUUCCCGGGCGUAUCAUUUAUCCAAAUCCCUUGACUCCUCAAUAAACCAGCGCCAGGCAUCACCAACCCCGCCGCCCACGAUGUCCGAAAACCAAGCCGCCUGGCUGCCCAAGAAGGGCGCCUACCCGCUCGAGGUCAAAGAAGCGCCCUACACGGCGCCGGGGCCGGGCCAGCUGGUCAUCAAGAACGCGGCCGUGGCCAUCAACCCGGUCGACUGGGCGAUCCAGAAGCCCGGGAUCCCGACCAUGAGCUACCUCAAGUACCCAGCGAUCCUCGGCGACGACGUGGCGGGCGAGGUGGUCGCAGUCGGGCCGGGGCCCGUGGGCGAGCUGUUCCGCGUGGGCGACCGCGUGCUCGGGUGCGCGGCGGGCCAGGACAAGCGGUGCAACGACGCCGUGCAGGGCGCGUUCCAGACGUACCCGGUCCUACAGAGCAUCCAGACGGCCAAGAUGCCCGACAACAUCGCCUACGAGGCCGCCUGCGUGCUGCCGCUGGCGCUGUCGACGGCUGCUAGCGCGCUGUUCCUUGACGAGUACGUCGGGCUGGCCUACCCGACCAGCCCGCGCGCGGAGCCCAACGGCCACACCGUGGUCAUCUGGGGCGCGUCGACCAGCGUCGGCAGCUGCGCCGUGCAGCUGGCGCGCAGCGCGGGGUACGACGUGAUCGCGACCGCGUCGCCCAAGAACUUCGACUACGUGCGCAGGCUCGGCGCCAAGGCCGUGUUCGACUACCGCAGCAAGACGGCGGUGGCCGACAUCCUGAAGGCGAUCGACGGCAGGCCGUGCGCGGGCGCGGUCGCGCUCGGCGCGCAGUCCAUGGGGCCGUGCCUGGACAUUGUAGGCGCGGCGCCGGGCGUGACGGGCAAGGAUGGAGCGAAAAAGCGCAAGUUCGUCACGCAGAUCAGCGGGCCCGUCAACCCCGAGGCGCUGGCCGAGGCCACCGCGCUGACCUUUGUCGGGCUCAUCUUCCAGUUCGUGUGGUUUGGGAUUAGCACGGCGGUCCGCGCGCGCGUCCGGGGCGUCCAGUACAAGUUUGUGUGGGGUAGUGAUCUCGUCGAGACGGACCUCGCUGCGCACAUCUACAACACGUACCUGCCGGCUGCGCUCGCCAGCGGCGAGUUCGUGCCCGCCCCGGAGCCGCACGUCGUCGGCCACGGCUUGGACAAGAUCCAGGACGCGUUCGAGUUGUGCAAGAAGGGUAUGUCGGCGAAGAAGGUUGUCGUUUCUCUUUGACGUUGUGUGGAUGGAGGAGGGUAAUUUGUUUCAUGCUGGGUUUAGGUUUUUGGAUUUCAUCUCCUUUCGGUGCUACGUUUUCGUUGAGAUAGGUCCGUGGACUGUGGACAUGACGAGUACCUUGCACAAAAUAAUUACACCAUCAAACAGACCGGCGAGCUAUCCUUCUUGACUUGCACUUGAAUUGAUAAUUAUGUAGCUACCUAGAACAAGUAUCUGGCUUUCUUAUACUCGA